Penicillium subrubescens is the source of this 2016-nucleotide messenger RNA. Its product is annotated as putative ATP dependent RNA helicase. The coding region runs from base 1 to 2016 and encodes 671 amino acids. Gene Ontology annotation, molecular function: ATP binding; RNA binding. Gene Ontology annotation, cellular component: catalytic step 2 spliceosome; intracellular anatomical structure. The record is from RefSeq and is a predicted model, not a curated record. NCBI's taxonomy places the organism in Eukaryota, Fungi, Ascomycota, Eurotiomycetes, Eurotiales, Aspergillaceae. The transcript is spliced from 3 exons.
AUGGCCUCCGAGCUGGAACUCUCGAGUGGCUAUAUCCCUGCGUUGUACAAACCAGCGGCUUUACUGCCAAUUGCAAGACACAAGAAAAGUCUGCUCUACCUGGUCGAGACAUAUCAGGUCACCAUAGUGGUUGGUCAGACAGGAAGUGGAAAAACAACACAGCUUCCACAGUAUCUUGAUCAGGCUGGUUGGUGUGAGAAUGGCAAGUCCAUCGCCGUGACACAGCCCCGGCGAGUGGCUGCCACCACAGUUGCAACUCGAGUCGCAGAGGAGAUGCGCUGUAAAAUUGGCGAAGAAGUGGGAUAUUCCAUCCGCUUCGAAGAUGUGACUUCUGCUGCCACCAGGAUCAAAUUCUUGACCGAUGGAAUGCUUCUCAGAGAAGCACUAGUAGACCCUCUGCUAUCACGAUAUUCCGUGAUUAUGGUCGAUGAAGCCCACGAGCGGUCUCUCAGCACCGACGUCCUCCUGGGAAUUCUCAAAAAGAUCAUGAAGAAACGCCCCGAACUUCGCAUAAUCAUCAGUAGUGCGACACUGCAAGCGGAAGAUUUUCUCCGGUUCUUCGCUGGUGAUGAAUACAAGCCAGAUGCCGAGCCAGCUGACUUGGGUGGCAGCAUCGGGAGAAUCAUCAGCUUGGAGGGUAGAAUGUAUCCUGUUGACACGCUAUUCCUUGAAAAUCCCGCAGAAGACUACGUUGAGCGGGCAAUCAAGACUGUUUUUGACAUUCACACCCAGGAAUCUGAGGGUGACGUGCUUCUGUUCUUGACUGGCCGCGAGGAGAUUGACCGUGCAAUUCAAUUGAUAUCCGAGCGCGCUGCAAAUCUCAACCCAAAUGCCCCUUCACUGCUCACACUGCCACUUUAUGCGGGCCUCACUACGGACCAGCAAAUGUACGUCUUCGAACCGGCACCAGAGAAUACAAGAAAGGUCAUCGUGUCGACGAACAUCGCAGAAGCAUCAGUCACAAUCGAUGGCAUUGUCUAUGUGAUCGACUGCGGCUUUGCCAAGCUGAGAGCUUACAAUCCUACCACUGGAAUUGAGACCUUGACAGCUGUACCCAUAUCGAGGGCAUCGGCAACUCAACGCGCUGGACGUGCCGGUCGAACGAAACCGGGCAAAUGCUUCCGUCUAUACACCCAACAGACAUACGAGCAACUCCCCGAGGCUACAGUCCCGGAGAUUCAGAGGUCAAACCUGGCACCGAUUGUGAUGCAGCUCAAGGCACUGGGCAUUGACAAUAUUGUUCGCUUCGACUUCUUGACAUCACCACCAGCAGAGCUCGUGAUUCGUGCCUUCGAGCUUUUGUAUUCCCUUGGUGCAGUCGAUGAUUAUGCCAAACUCACCAAGCCCAUGGGCACACGAAUGGCCGAGCUUGCUGUUGACCCAAUGAUGGGAAAGGUUCUCCUCGCUGCACCCUCCUUCAAAUGCUUGAGCGAGAUUCUCUCCAUUGCAGCCAUGGUAAGCCUUCAAGGGACGGUGUGGGUGCAGCAUGACGGCGAUAAGAAAGCCGCGGAGAGCCACCGUCGGAAAUUUGCCGUCGAGGAAGGUGACCAUCUUACCUACCUCAAUGUGUACCAAGCAUUUGUCACAAAGGGCAAAAAGGACUCGAAGUGGUGUCGUGAUCACCUCUUGAACUACCGAGCCCUCGUGCGUGCCGUCAGUAUCCGCGGCCAACUCAAACGCUACUUGGAGCGCUUUGGCAUUCAGGUUGAAGAGAGUCUCUCGACUCGUCAUGGUGGUGCUGGUGCGACUACCUCGCCAGAGCAGAUCCAACGGUGCCUUACAACGGGCUACUUUGCCCAUGCAGCAAAGAUGCAGCCCGACGGAACUUUCAAGACAGUUAGUGGAGGGUUGACCCUCCAUGCUCACCCUAGCUCUUUGAUGUUUAAUCGAAAAGCAGACUGGGUGAUAUUCCAUGAGAUCAUGCAAACUGGCAGCAAGACCUACAUUCGCGACGUCACAAAGAUCGAGAAAAGCUACUUGCUAGAAUAUGCUCCAGAAUAUUACAGGGUUACAUAG